Molecule: messenger RNA, 1260 nt
Organism: Anas platyrhynchos (mallard)
Lineage: Eukaryota; Metazoa; Chordata; Aves; Anseriformes; Anatidae
Product: olfactory receptor 14C36-like
Biological process (GO): G protein-coupled receptor signaling pathway
Cellular component (GO): membrane
Molecular function (GO): G protein-coupled receptor activity; olfactory receptor activity
Source: RefSeq, a predicted model, not a curated record
AGGACAGAUCUGAAUCCUCCAGCACACACAGCAGAGACCGCUGCUCCCAGGGCCACAUUCCUCCAGCACCAACCAGACCUCAAGCAAGGGAGCAAAAGAAACGCCUCAGAAAGGGGAAAGUCACUGUAGGGGUGUUUGGAUGGGAAGAGCAUUAGGUUUUAUCUCCUAAUGAUCACUGUCUUUUCUUCCUUGGGUAUUCCCCUUUUUCCAGGAGACCCUGAGUCCAAGAGGCAUCAGAUGUCCAACAGCAGCUCCAUCACUGAGUUCCUCCUCCCGGCAUUCGCAGACACGUGGGAGCUGCAGCUCCUGCACUUCGCACUCUUCCUGGGCAUCUACCUGGCUGCCCUCCUGGGCAACGGCCUCAUCCUCACUGCCAUAGCCUGCGACCACCGCCUCCACAACCCCAUGUACUUCUUCCUCCUCAACCUCGCCCUCCUCGACCUGGGCUGCAUCUCCACCACUGUCCCCAAAGCCAUGGCCAAUUCCCUCUGGGACACCAGGGCCAUUUCCUACUCGGCAUGUGUUUCACAGGUCUUUCUUUUUUCCUUUCUGAUAUCAGCAGAGUAUUUUAUUCUCACCGUCAUGUCCUAUGACCGCUAUGUUGCCAUCUGCAAGCCCCUGCACUAUGGGAGCCUCCUGGGCAGCAGAGCUUGUGCCCAGAUGGCAGCAGCUGCCUGGGGCAGUGGGGCUCUCUAUGCUCUGCUGCACACUGCCAAUACAUUUUCCCUGCCCCUCUGCAGAGGAAAUACCCUGGACCAGUUCUUCUGUGAGAUCCCCCAGAUCCUGAAGAUCUCCUGCUCACGCUCCUACCUGAGGAGUUUUUGGGUGCUUGUGAUUGGUGUCUGGUUAACGUCCGUGUGCUUUGUUUUCAUUCUUUUUUCUUAUGUGCAGAUCUUCAGGGCUGUGCUGCGGAUGCCCUCAGACCAGGGGCGACACAAAGCCUUUUCCACAUGCCUCCCUCACCUGUUUGUGGUCUCCCUGUUUAUCAGCACCUGCUUCUUUGCCUACCUGAAGCCCCCCUCCAUCUCCUCUCCAUCCCUAAACCUGGUGAUGGCAGUUUUGUACUCAGUGAUGCCUCCAACAUUGAAUCCCCUCAUCUACAGCAUGAGAAACAGGGAGCUCAAGUGGGCUAUUAGGAAAGUGACUUCAUGGAUGUUUCUGAAUAGUGACAAAUUUCCCCUCUUUUUCCAGAAAUGACUUAACUUGGUACCUCCCCUCAGGCCUGGUCCAUCUUUCAUUGUCAAUAUUGUUAUUAUUCUC